Molecule: messenger RNA, 3133 nt
Organism: Biomphalaria glabrata
Lineage: Eukaryota; Metazoa; Mollusca; Gastropoda; Planorbidae
Product: LHFPL tetraspan subfamily member 3 protein-like
Exons: 4
Coding region: 281-1090 (269 amino acids)
Biological process (GO): sensory perception of sound
Cellular component (GO): plasma membrane
Source: RefSeq, a predicted model, not a curated record
GUGUGUAGGCUUUGUAUUUGUGAACAGUCUAAAUAUGUUUGGUAGGAAAUGUGCUGUGCGCAUGAUUCUAUGUUAGCAUGGACCUCACCCAUUUUUUUUUCAAACGUUUUGUUUAAAGUAGAAACAUAGAAUUUAAAACACACAUCUUUUUUUUUUUCUGUGAUUAGUGUGAGUGAUCUAAAGAACAGGGGACUGCUCAUAUCUUCACCCCCCUGUCAUAUUUCUUGAAGGGAUCUAUCAGUAGCACCUUAGAGGAGGAAUAAUCUUUACUUCAAAAAACAUGGACCAGAAAUAUUCACAAGAAAUAGUCAAAGUUUACCACUUCCGGUACAUGCGAGAGUACCGUGCCGUCUCUGUACUCUGGGCAGUUCUGACCAUCGUCUGGUGCAUCCUGAACAUCGUCUGCUUUGUGCAGCCCCAGUGGAUCGGCGACACAGAGGAAUCUGUAGGCUAUGGUCACAUGGGUGUGUACGCCUACUGCUACCCGGACUCCGCCAACACUCGAUACAUCUGCAGCGGCUCUUUCACAGACUUUGACACAAUCCUAAACGGACCUUUUAAAGCCACCACGUUCUUCUGCGGUGUGGCUGCUCUUCUCAUGCUCAUCACAGUGGCGGCGCUCAUGUUGUUUUUCUGUUUUAAAAAGACGGCAGUGUUUAUCUUUUGUGGGAUAUUGGAACUCGUCUGCUCUAUCUUCAUGUUUCUGGCCUGCGUCAUCUACCCAGCAGGCUGGGGUCAGAAAGAGGUUUACGACCUGUGUGGUAACAAUGCUGGGGAGUAUAGGAUAGGGGAGUGUGGUGUCCGCUGGGCAUACAUUCUCGCCAUUCUCGGCAUAUUUGACGCCUUCGUUCUUGCCCUGUUGGCGUUUUUCCUCGCCUCCAAGAGAGCCAAAAUAGACGUCUACUCGACUACUGGCACAGUGACUAAAUCUGAGCUGAAUGGUUACGACUCUCUGUCUAAAAAAUCCAUACCUAUCCAGCCCCAGGUGGUCGCAGUACCAAACACAGUGCCAGUAGUGGACACAGACCGAUACAGUGAAUAUUCACGGCAUUCAGAGAAACCACGAUCCAGAGGCGGCUUCCAGCUUUAAAAGAACCCACUCCUCAAACACCAGCGCGCACAAAAUACUUAAAAAUAAAUCAAAAACUUGAAAAAAGAAAAAUAUAAUUAAUUAAUGUUGAGUAUGUUUUAGGAUCACUUUUAUGCAUGUAUAUUUAGAAAAAAAACACCAUUGUAUAGUCCCAUCCUGAUCUUAAAACAAAUUAUGCAUACAAGACUCCGUUUUGUUUUAUAGUGUAGCCAUUAUAUGUGAUGAGACUAUACAAAACGUAAACUAAAUGUCAAAAUUCUGUAUCAUCAAAAAGGUGAAAGAUUUCAAGCAUAUGGUUCCCAACCCUAUUUAAGCCACGAUCCCACUUCAUAUAAUUUUUAUUGACCAAUAAAAACCAGCAAGCGCCCUGUACGAGACCAAAGAAAAACAGCAUUUGGGUUCACGGACCUUCUGGGUUGGGAACCACAAUAUCAAGCCAUAUGUUUUCAAAAAUAAAUCUUUUCUGCAUAUCAAAUUAAACAAUAAUAUAUCUGGAUUAAAUUAAAUCUAUUCUUAUUUUUAUCAUCAAAUUGAAAAUAUAAUUUUAAGAAGCCAUAUUUUCAAAUAGUAAAAGUUUCUACAGUUUUGGUAUUGAUAAGUUAAUUUUUUUUUUGGUAAAAAAAUUCAUAAAGCCUUGUAUGUUUUGAUAAUUUAUUCAUGCUGUAAAUUAAAAAGUGACAUUUGUUUUUCGUGCAAGUACUUUCGAAGACUUUGUGCUUCACUAGUUUUAUCUCGUUCUUCCACGAUUGACAUGCCUACCACUGUACAGUAGAUUCUAUUGCACAAAGUUGACUUUCCAUUUAGUCUCAUCUAUUUCAUUUUGUAGUCCUUUCAAGUGUUAGCUCUUCUUAAUCGUUGUAUGAGCCAAGUCGCGCCAAAUCCAUGAGCCAAAACCUUAAGCCAAAACAUAUUUCUAAAUGAUUUAGAAUUCAUCUGACUUAAACUAUCACGUGAUUGAGUCUCUCUUUCCAUUGGCUGGUCCGUGGACGACAACAUUUUCAAUCUCUGAAAGGUGGCCGACGGCCCUUUGGACGAGAACCCCCCCACAGUUCUCACUUAUGCACAUGUUCCUCAAUAUAGCAACAUUUCUACAUCGCUGAGUGGUUCUGUUGUUUUUUUCGACAUUCAUUUAAUACCAUAUCAUGUGGAGUGAUUUUCAUUAUCAUUAGUAUUAUCACGUCUUCUAGAAGAAAAAGUGCAUACCCUGUUGGUCAGCGCUUCUUUGUUGAAAAAUCAAAUGAAUCGCACAUAGUUUCCAGUUCGUAUCAUUAUAUGACCAUCAUUGUAGAAAAUAACAGUAGCAACAAAAAAAAAACGCAAUUUCCUCGGUUAUUUCCCAUUUUCUUUUAUAACUACUGUUUUCAUCUUCAGCUACUAUCUGAAGCAUGCCAAUAAAAUGGACAAAAUAUUUUGUCUCAAUAGAUAGUUCUUUUUUUUUUUUAUUUUUUUUUUUUUACUUAUGCCUUAAUAUUUAUGAAUUUUGUUUCGUAAAAUUUGCAAUCAAUCGUGUACUUUAUCUUUUCCUGUUUUUUGAACAAAUAUAAUGUUUAAACAUAUUUUUAAAUGUAUAGUUCUAGGUGUAAAUCUUCCCCAUACUACGAUGAUUCUCCAACAUUAUUUUGCCAACCAUCAUGAAUUUUUUCUAACACCAAAUUUGUGCUAAUUUACUAAAUGGGAGCAAAAUAAAGAACAACUGAAGACAUAAUUUGAAUAAAAUAAAAACAAUAACAUUCCAUUUUUCAAUCUUCCUAGGUUCCUACUCCUAUUGUAAGAUAUUACUGUCCAAGUGUUUCUAUUUAUUUCUAUAGCUUAUUGAAAGAACUCGUUAGAAUUGUUUCGUUUUAUUGGGAAGUUUUCAAACGAAGCUGUUUUUUUUGUGAUCUCUAUACUGUUUUCAUAUCUCUACAAAUGUUGACUGUACAAGACCAUACAUACAUAUAAUAUAUAGUAUUCAUGUUUCGUUAUAUAUAAUAUAAUAUUUUUUCUCAAUUAUUUUUAUCCUGCUGUCUGAAAGUAAAUAAAUUUGGUAAUUCUGAUAUUUCA